UCUACCCGCUUUUUUGAACAUGUCUCACAUAACAGUAGGAUACACAGACAAAGUUAGGAAGAUCCAACCAAGAGGACCAGCAGGAAGUAUAUCUGACAUAUUUGGUUUUUCCGACGACGCGACCGUCAGAAACAACAAGAUUAUCAAGCAACAGGAGUCAGAUAACACAAACCAAAAUAGAGACCACACGGAAACGAAAAUGUGCGAGAGGACAGAAUCACUUUCUAUAGAAGCGAAUUCGAACGAAGUUAAAAAAACUGUGGAGUCAACAAAAAUAGAAGAAGUCAAACAGACACAAGUAACAACUUCUGUCGAAGUUACUAACAGUGAAUGUUCAAAUGGGAACGUGAAAGAAAACGGAAACGCAGCGAAACAAUAUAAUAACGUCGUUCACUCAUAUGAAAAAGAUUCUGCCACUCCUCAGAAGAGGAACCGCGUUCCACCAGGUGGCUACUCUGCCGGUUUUUGGUAAUCAUCAUCGUGACUGAGAUUUUUCCUUUAUUGAAAGAUAAAAUGCAAUUCCUAUGAUAUCUAUAUGGAGAUAUAAAAUUGAGCAUAUUAUAUGUAUUGGUAUACAUACAAGUUUUGUAAUGCACAUUUGAAUACAAUAUUUAUAAAGA
This is a messenger RNA of Coccinella septempunctata (seven-spotted ladybird), 620 nucleotides long. RefSeq lists its product as uncharacterized. NCBI's taxonomy places the organism in Eukaryota, Metazoa, Arthropoda, Insecta, Coleoptera, Coccinellidae. The transcript is spliced from 2 exons. The coding region runs from base 20 to 472 and encodes 150 amino acids. The record is from RefSeq and is a predicted model, not a curated record.